AUGCAGAAAUAUGGCGCGAUCUUUCUUAUCCUGCUGCAAGAAGCCUAUGGAUUUUUAUUUUGGGACCUUAAUCAGGCGACGGGAGCCACAGGAACUUUAUUUUGUGGUGAACUACCUGCAUCCAAUGUCGUAGUCAAGCUCAUGGACGAAGAAAUCUUUGCCGACAAAGCACUUGCCAUAGUGACAACCGAUCACAAUGGACAUUUCAAGAUAUCCGGUUUUGGUGAAGAACUCAGUCUACUGGACCCAUAUCUUCUGAUCAGUCACAGAUGUGGAGUUGAAGGACCAAUGCAUUGCCGCAAACUGGUGAAGCACGCCAUACCGGUCAAAUUCAUCACGAAAGGAAAGAAUACAAAGAUGUUCUACGACAUGGGCAUGUAUCACUUGAACGAAGGGAAUUGGGAAUGGGAGCAUGCAGCUACGACAGGAUGUAUCAACAAAAAGAUUAAAUUGGCUAAAAGUCAAGUGAAGAGAUAUGUGGACAUGUACUAA
Molecule: messenger RNA, 492 nt
Organism: Ostertagia ostertagi
Lineage: Eukaryota; Metazoa; Nematoda; Chromadorea; Rhabditida; Trichostrongylidae
Source: the annotation of a GenBank genome assembly